AUGGGGGAGCAGGCGGACAAGAUGGCCGAGCACAUCGAUCAGCUCGAGCACGAGGUAGCGGCUGCUCAGAAGGCCAAGCUGCAGGCGCAGUGCGAGCGCCAGGACGCCAACAUUGCGCUGCACAAGCUGGAGGCAGUUGCCGAGAAGCUGCGGGAGACGCAGGAGGCGGCGGCGCGCGAGCUGGUUGAGGCGCAGUCUAAGCUGCGGGAGGAGGCGGCGGCGCUGGAGAAGCUGCGGAGCAAGGCUGACCACUGGCGGGAGGAGUCCGAGAAGCUGUCGGACCAGCUGGUCGUGGCCCAGCGCGAGGCCGAGGAAGCGCGCGCCGCCGAGCGCGAAGCCGCCGCCAAGCUCGCGGAAGCCCUGGAGAGCGCGGCCGGCGGCGGCGGCGGCGCGGCGGAGGCGGCGGCGGCGGAGGAGGAGCGGCAGGAGGAGUUGAGGCACCUGAGCAACGAGCUGUCGGUGGCGCAGGCUGCAGCCAGUAAGCUGCCGGGCGCCGAGUCGGAGCUGGCUAAGGUGCAGGAGCAGCUGGAGAAGGCCAACGCGGAGCUGUCUGCGCUGCGCGACGCGGCCGACGGCUCCCAGGUGGCGGCCAGCAGCGCCCAGGAGGAGGUCGCCCGGCUCAAGGCCGAAAUGGCGGAGCUCACAGAGCGCGCCAACAGCGCCCAGGCGGCGGCCGAGCUGCAGGCGGAGGCCGCCCAGCUGGUGCAGGCCGCGGAGGCCGAGGCAUCCGGCGCGGUGGCCGCGGCGGCCAAAAAGACUGCAACCGCGCGGCGCCGCACUGCGUCGGCGGAGGCGUCGGCGGCGGCGGAGAAGAGCAGGGCCGAGGCCGCGAAGCAGAGUGAGCGGGCGGGCUGCAAGCGGCGCCGCGCGGCCGUGCCUGCCUCCGACGCCCAGGCGCUCAUGAAAGAUUGGAAUGUUUGGCGCAGCAUGUGA
This is a messenger RNA of Monoraphidium neglectum, 933 nucleotides long. RefSeq lists its product as hypothetical. The coding region runs from base 1 to 933 and encodes 310 amino acids. The transcript has 7 exons. The record is from RefSeq and is a predicted model, not a curated record. NCBI's taxonomy places the organism in Eukaryota, Viridiplantae, Chlorophyta, Chlorophyceae, Sphaeropleales, Selenastraceae.